GAGAAAAAAAAAACACACUUUUUUUUUCGUCUCCUCUUUAUUAACAGUUCUCAGUUCUCACUUCUCAGAGCCCCAAUCGCCGACUCCGAGCAGGCGACUCUCACUCUCCACAAUUCGCAAUCUCGCUGGCAUCUCUGGUUAGAGAUUGAUUUCUUGUUGAUUCUAGGGCUCGGUUACUGGUUCUUCCUUGUUGAUGAUUCUAGGGCUCGGUUACUCUAUUUGACCUUGGGGUUUCGCUGUAGACUAAGUUUACCUAAAAAGAUGGAUGAUGGAUGCUCUAAUGACGGUCUUGUGGAUAGGUUAAGAAGUGAACUUUUGGCCUUUGAUGAUUUACGUGUACUGUCUCAUGUGGAGAAGUUUCUUGUGGAACACCAACCAGUAUUGAAUGAGCUUACCAACGAUAUACUAAGUGCCAUCUGUAACAUCAACGAGGAUUUGAUUGGCAAGGGUCGUUUUACAGUGUACGUGUGGGCGACAGAACACCAGCCACUUCAUGAGUUCUUGGAGGAGCAAAUCAAGGACGCUCUAAAGGUUGUAGUAGGGAGAAGGGGUUUAUCCAGUACUGAGGCGGAAAGAUAAGACUGGCUGCUGUUUGGAGAUUUUUGGAUCGCUAUCCUUAUGUUACUUGGGGAAUGGACUCAAUAGUGGCUUCAUUUGAAGAAGCUCUCCAACGGCACUUGCAACAGCUGCUUGGUUCUGGUCUUUUUCAAGGCUGUAUGGAUGCGCUCAAGGUCAUAAAACCGCUCCCCGCAGGGAGAAUGGAGCCACAGCUGUCGUGUGUACUCAACAAGAUUGCUACUCUUACAAAGAAGGCCGAUACACAAGUUCUGGAAGCUGCUAAAUUAGCUCUACUCAGCUGUCUCAAUGAGAAGGAGUUUGGGAUUAAAUGCCUUCAGACUGUCAUCCAGAGCCUGCGUGAUGUGUUGGAGCAAGAAACUCAAGGGGAUGAGCUGGUCAACUUUGUCUUGUCCACGUGCAUGACCGAGUGUGGUAGAUGUUUGAAGGAUCUGGUUGCUUGUGUGGAAUCUGCUGAACAGAAGAAUAAGGGAAGAAAGAAGUAUUAUACCUUUGAUUCGCUGAAACUCAUGGCUGAGAAUGUGAUCUUGCAAAGCCAGGCGUUGGAGUUAGUUUCUUUGGUCACUGCUCUGCGGAAGGAGAAGCUUUCAAACGAGGAGACAAGAUCAAUUCUGGAAGAGAGUCUGGAAAACAUUUCAGAUGGUUUGGCAAACAAUUCUUCUUACCCACAAGAAGAUCUCUUUGGUUUAAUGUACGACCUUCUUGGCAUCAGAAUCGGAGAUGAGUUAGCUGGCUUUGCUUUAGAUCUGUUGAUUAAGAGACUGAAGAAGAAAAAUAAGAUGGAAGAGCUUCUCAACCAACAGGAGUUGCUAGAUCCCUUUGUUCCAGUCGUUAUUGGUUUCUUGAGUAACACACAGUUUGUGUCUUCGGCUCUGAGUAGUUUGGAUUUGCUGAUGAGUAAAAAAUUACCUUCCCUCACCCCUGAAGCUGAAGGAGAUAGUUAUGAUGAAGGAGAAAGCAAGGUUUUAGAUUUGGCAGUGAAUAGUGAAAAUGAGGAAAUCAGAUUGAUAGGCAAAAAGAUACUGUUGGAUUUUUUGCACAAGGAUUCCCUUCGUGAUGAGCAAAGAUUAUUGAAGCAUACGGGGUAUCUUCUGGAGAAGCUAAGGUCUGAUAAUCAAAAUGAAACAGCUGAUCGAGCCAUUGACAUCCUUUAUGCCAUUUUCACGGUACUUGUAGAGACUGGCAGGAAGCAAUUUCUUAACAAGCACGCCAAGGAAUUGUUUGGCAGCCUUCUAUCGCUUAUGCCUCCGGAAGUUGACAAUGGGCCGUCCCCGACUGGUGAUUUGAUAAAAUGGCUGGUAAAGAACAUUGAUCGAGAACAUGCUGGUCCCCUCCUCGUGGACAGCUUUGAGGAGUGUCCAGCUGCCGUAUCCAAGCUGAUGGUGUUCUUUAUGGAAACUUUUAAGAGAAAUAUCAACAAAAAUUUCGAGUCUGUUUGGAAGAAAAUGGAGAUUGCUGACUCUGAUUUUCAUAAGUACUGCUCACUUGUUAUGCUAGACAAGGUCCUCGAAGCAUUUCCCCAGUUUUUAUCAAGAGGUGAUUCUGAGGAUAUGUGGACACUGGUCUUCGGUUUUCUGGUGCAACCAGAUGCCAGGUUAAAGAAUAUACGGGUUCGACUAUUGGAGGGAUUCUCUGACGCAUUUGAAAAAAGGACGAGUAAAAACAUCCAAAAGGGGCUGGGAAAAUUAAAACGUCAGGUGGAACGCAUGACUCUGGGCAACAGUGUAAAGAGAAGGCUAGGAGAUAAGCAGGAGAUAGAUGUCCAGAGAAAAAAGAGAAAGUAGAACGUGCCUAUUGUUCUUCUAUUCAUGCUUGGGAGAUAGAUGUCCAAAUACCUUUCAUUAUAUCAUUCUUGUGUGGAUGGGGUGGGAGAAAGACAUUUGAUUUGUACACUUGGAGGAAAGUUCUACAUCUGUGUUGCCUUUUCAAGAUUUUUAAUUAAAUCUGCCACUUCCGGCAAGACCGUCAUGCCAAUUAAACAAGACUAUUGACCUACUCAUAUGCAUUAUUUCAACUCA
Molecule: messenger RNA, 2594 nt
Organism: Brassica napus (rape)
Lineage: Eukaryota; Viridiplantae; Streptophyta; Magnoliopsida; Brassicales; Brassicaceae
Exons: 8
Coding region: 633-2360 (575 amino acids)
Cellular component (GO): small-subunit processome; nucleolus; 90S preribosome
Source: RefSeq, a predicted model, not a curated record